AGUUUUGUUCGUGAAUAUAUUCCUACGAAAGUGACCAAUCAGAAACUAGGUCACACCUUAUGGAUUCAAUCAAUACGUUUGUCGCGCAUUGUAAAGACAAAAUUUCUUUUGAUUUUUUGUGGGGUAAUUCAGGCAAAACCCGACCUAUGAAGAUGCCACGGGCACGUCAUGACAGGUCGCGGUCUCGCUCUGAGAGUAGCGAACUAGAUCAUAGACGCAAGAAACGCAGAUACGAUGAUGAGGAAUAUGACAAAAGACAGUCAAGCCGAGAGCGUGGAAAAUAUAAACGGCGAGAGAGGUCAUAUGACCGCCGCAGUGAUAACACACCGUGCAGUAAUGACUCACACAAAAAGAAGUCUCGUUAUGAUAGGACCAGGUCACGAUCUCGCAGCUACAGAAGGGACCGUAGCUCUGAGCGUCUAAAUCGGCGCGAUGGAAGUUACAGCAGGGACCAAAGCAGCCAUUACCACUCUCGUCACAGCAGCCGCCAUCGCUCACGGAGUCACUCGCUGGACCGUUUCCAUAGCAACCAUGCGAGUCGUCACAACAGUCACAGCAGCUCGAGUCGGCGGCGGCAUCGCCAUCGGAAACAGAAGAGGAGGAGCUAUAGGCACCGACGUAGGAGUUCGUAUGAUUCAAGCGACAGUCAGGGUCGAGAGAGUGGAGGAGAUAAGGGUCAAAAGAUUAAAGAUGAUGAGGACGGGCAUCUAGUUUAUACGGAGGGAGACAUACUGCAAGCUAGAUAUGAAGUGGUGUCUACUCUGGGGGAAGGAACCUUUGGAAAAGUCAUCGAGGUGAAGGACAAACAAAGGAACAGCGACCAUGUGGCAUUGAAGAUUAUAAAAAAUGUAGAAAAAUACAGAGAGGCUGCUAAACUUGAAAUAAUAGUCCUUGAAAAACUACGGGAAAAAGAUCCCACCGGUAAAAAACUAUGUGUUCAGAUGUUGGACUGGUUUGACUACCAUGGCCACAUGUGUUUAUCAUUCAACAUGCUAGGACUAAGUGUUUUUGACUUUCUCAAAGAGAACAAUUAUAUUCCAUAUGACUUGGAUCAAGUCCGUCACAUAUCAUAUCAGUUGUGCUAUGCUGUCCAAUUCCUCCAUGAGAACCACCUCACUCACACAGAUCUUAAACCGGAGAACAUCUUGUUUGUCAACUCAGACUACGAUGUCUCCUUCAACUCAAAGAAGAAACGUGAUGAGCGUAACAUCCGCAACACGGACAUACAGCUGAUAGAUUUCGGGUCAGCGACCUUUGAUCACGAACAUCACAGCACCAUAGUUUCCACUCGACAUUACCGUGCACCAGAGGUCAUUCUGGAACUGGGCUGGUCACAGCCAUGUGAUGUAUGGAGUAUAGGCUGCAUCAUGUUUGAACUCUACACUGGCUAUACGCUAUUCCAGACUCAUGACAAUAAAGAGCACCUGGCAAUGAUGGAGAGAAUUCUGGGAAAUCUACCCUACAGAAUGACAAAGAAAACCAAGAAGCAGCGAUAUUUCUCGAGUUCAGGCAAGGUGCGAGACGCCGACCGCAACUGGUAUGUGAGGGACAACUGCAAACCCCUGUCGCGGUACCUCAAAGACCCGAAUAACAGCGACCACCAAGAGCUGUUUGACCUCAUAGACAAGAUGUUGACGUAUGAGCCCAGCGACAGGAUUACUCUACGGCAGGCACAACGACACCCCUUCCUUGCCCAGUUCUACACGUCGUCACGUGACAGGUCACAUCUCCUUGACGACCUGUCUGGGGCGGCCAAUGAACGGCCUCCGUCCAACGGGUACCGCUGACGUGGCGUUAGCUCAGCUUUCUUCUCCAGGGCUGGUUACUCAAUACUUUUACAGCAAGUUAAGAAAACAGCGGUUUAAUGUUGGAUCAAGUCAUAUGUGACUUAAUUCAUAACCCAUAAAUAUAUGAGUUACAUGUAAACAAAUUCGUUUUGCUCAAAUAUUUAGAAAAUGUUUAAAACAAAAUUCUUUUAAAAUUAUUAUUACUUGGGUCUGAAGUUAGCAGACUAUUACAUUAAUUUGCUGUUAAAGUUUUAAGCAACCGAGCCCAGCUUAUCUUUUAUGGCUUGUUAUAUAUGGCACUGUAAAUUGUAGAUAAUUGGCUACCUUAGCAAUAUUUUGGCUUACCAUUUGAGCCGCCCUCUGGGAAAACAGGGCUUAAUGCAUGUGCUUACAGUGUAGUCCUAGAUAAGCAAAUGCAGUCUGCACAAGCCAAGCAGGGUACACACUAAAUGCACAUGCAUUAAGCCCCAUAUACACAAAGCAUGCCAUUAAAACAGAAGCAGACAUGUCCUUCUGACACACAUGGUUAUAUAAGCUGUAGACAUUUCCAGUUGAUGCUUAUUUGGAAGAAUGAAUAGUUUAUGUCCGCAUGUUCCAUAGCUGGAAUGUGACGUCAGCUAUUGUACUGUUCUCAUUUCGAUACAUCUCUACAUGUUAGAAUUAAUGGCUUACUUGCUAAUUUCAAAACUGUGAGUGUUUUGUUACAAGUAAUGUUUUAAAAAGUAAUUUAUAUUUAUUUCUAUCAAGAUAAUGCUGCAUAUGUAUUAAAUUUACAACAGAUGUCUAAAAUUUUAUUCCAGAAACAAUAUUAUGAAAAUAAGUUGCAUUUACAUGAAUGCUGUUCUAGCAUCAUAUCUAACUUAACAUGCAAAUAAAAGAACUAGGAAAUGUACACCUAUGAGUUUGUCAAUAUAUUUUAUGCUCACUUCGAAUGGAGUAACACAUGUAUUCACAAUUCAUUGCCGUAUCACUGGUUGACGGCAUUUUGACAUUGUAAACGGUUUUAUUUACCAUGUUUGUAAGAACAAUAUGGUUCUAUAAGGAAAGUGAAAUGUGAUUGCAUAAACUAAUGUAAUGAUUAUGAUGUCUUUAUCAGUUUAAUAUUGCAUGAUGAUAAUUUAGAGGAAAUUAAAUCUUACAAUUAAUGCAUUGUCAUAAAAAAGCACAUGGAGUUGUUAAUUUGGAACUGCAUUUUGGUACCUUAAGAAUAACAUUGAUAUUUGCAUAUAAUUUGUAUUUGUGAUUAACAAAUGGAAUAGAUGUUUUUGCCAUAUUGUAGGUUGUGAAAGAAAGAUAAACUUUUAUUAAAGUUUUAUGUUCCCAUUCAGCCUUUUAUGUUUCGUGUUGAUUGUAAUAUUCACAGCUGUUCAUGUGAACUAACUUCUCACAUAGAGGUAAUUUAUUUAAUAUAUACAAGAGUUAUGUUUUAACAGGAUAUGAACAGAUACAAACUGUUAUUUUUUAUUGUCAAUUGUGUAAGAUCAUGAUAGGCAUGCAAACAUAGUUUCAAAGCCUUUCCUUCAUACUUACAAAGUUAAAUAAUUCUGCAGCAUGAAAAUAAUAAACUAGAGCUUUUAAUUUUUACCACAGAUUAUCUUGUGUGAACAGUUAUGGUAGUCACAUGUUAAGAAUUUCAAAUGGUGCUCGUAUGCAUACGGCUGUCGUCAAUCAUUUAUAUAUGAAUUCAGAUGUAUGAAUAUGUAAAUACAAGCCCUUGUAGAUAGUUUUUAUCUACUUUUAAUUGUCUGUGUGCUCUAGUCUAACGAGUUUAGCCAAUGUACACGACCCAUUUAUGAAAUAUAGUUUUGGCAGAACGCAUAGUUCUAAUGCUUCAUAAUGGUUUGAAUUGAUCUUUUUUUUCUGUAACAUUCAAAUUUAAUAAUUAAAACACGAGUUCAGAAAAGCUUUUUUUCUUUUUUUACUCACUUGCUUGAUGAUUUAUGUUUGAAGCUGCUCACAGUCUCAAUGAUGUACAACAGCUUUAACCUUGAGAUAGUGUACAUAUCUGUUCAAUCUGUAGACAAAGGUGUAUAUAUGUACAUUAAUUGUGUAUGUAUAAAUUAUGGUGUGAAAUGAUGACUCAAUCAAAUCAGAUGAAACAUUUGCAAGUCAUUGUGUUUGGGUUUAUAUGGCAUUCAGGUUUCUGUUAGGUAAGAUUUAAGAUAUCACUGAAAUUCAAGAAUCGUGCAUAUGCCGUGUUCAAUAAGUGUGUUUUCAGAGAAAUUAUAUUUUGAUCACGUACACAUUGCGGCAAGUUGAAUGCACUUGUGUCUGCUGUACAGGUGGUUGUUGAAUGAAUGUUCCAUUAUGUCCCCUGUCCUAUUCAUGUGUUAAUAUGCAUGGUGAUGUUCAGCCUUAAAAAUGGUGUAUAUAGUCAACACUAUAUAUAUAUUACUUAUGUGUUGUUGCAAUCCUUUGUCAAAAUUCAUACAAGUAACAUGUUUGAUAAGUAUUGGACAUUCUCCUUUCUUGUAAUGAAUUGUUGAUAGUGAAAAUUUCUUAUCGUAAUGUUUGACACAGGUUUUGUGUUUUUUUGCAUUGUGUUUUCAGUACUAGAUUGAUCAUUAAAAUGCAGAGUAAUUUA
Dreissena polymorpha is the source of this 4371-nucleotide messenger RNA. RefSeq names its product dual specificity protein kinase CLK2-like. Gene Ontology annotation, molecular function: ATP binding; protein kinase activity. Gene Ontology annotation, biological process: protein phosphorylation. NCBI's taxonomy places the organism in Eukaryota, Metazoa, Mollusca, Bivalvia, Myida, Dreissenidae. The transcript is spliced from 15 exons. Gene Ontology annotation, cellular component: nucleus. The record is from RefSeq and is a predicted model, not a curated record. Bases 60 to 1787 code for a protein of 575 amino acids.